This is a messenger RNA of Eurytemora carolleeae, 1627 nucleotides long. RefSeq lists its product as uncharacterized. NCBI's taxonomy places the organism in Eukaryota, Metazoa, Arthropoda, Copepoda, Calanoida, Temoridae. The record is from RefSeq and is a predicted model, not a curated record. The transcript has 4 exons. The coding region runs from base 648 to 1544 and encodes 298 amino acids.
ACGUACUCUGUUCAGUCAGAAACGCAGAAACUGAAACAUUCAUUUCUAAACAUGUUUCCCACCACACACAGUAUACAUUAAGCAUACAGAAAACAGUGGGAUUUAUAAAACUGAGGAAUUAAGACUACACCAUGAGAUCUACCCAUAGUAAUGAUUUUGAAUAGUCUGAUGAACAGAGACACAACAUAGAUAAGCGCCUACUAAAGUUAUGAAGUCCCACAUAACAUCAAACUACAUAAUAUCUUUGAGGGGUUGAGAUGCCUUAUGCCUGUUUGGUUUGUGACAAUGAGACAGUGAAACUGCUUCAUCACUAUGGAGCUGAGGGGAAUAUAUGUAAUUCAUGCAGAAUAUUCUUUAAGAGGUCUGUGAGCCAGAAUCUGAAGUGGACAUGCAAAUCUGGAUUCCUUAAUUGCAAAAUUUCAAUCAAUGCCAGACUUUACUGCAAAACCUGUAGAUUUGCCAAAUGCAUUGAGGUUGGAAUGAAACCGGAGCAAGUAGACAAAACAAAAAAAGCAAUGCUGCUUAUUUUGCUGAACAGGAAAAGAAUUCUAAAAAAAGUGAAGAAUUGGUGACAUCUACAGUUACUCUCAAUGAUAAUAUAAUAGUAGAAAAAGUUUUUGAGGUUGAAUUGAUCCCGGAAAGUCAAGAUGUUACCCAGCCACUGUUCUUUGACCCCAAAAGAAUUUGGUUCUUAUGAAGCAAGCAUGUUUCAGCAGGAUCCCAAAAUGUUCCAAAUAACCAGAAACGACCAACUCAACCCAGAAGAUAUCCAUUUCUUCAGUGGCCUUGUGACCAGCUGGAGAAAGCUUCUGCUUAAAACUUACUUGGAUGGGAUGUCUCACCACACUGUGCAUGAAGAACUUGAACGGUAUCAUAGUCAAUCUCUUGAUACUCAAACACUUACAUUUGUUACAGCCUUAGAUUGUACUUUGGUUGAUGUAUCAGUUGACAAUAUCUUCAAAGCUUGCUUAACAGAUCUCUCAAGUCUCAAUCCCACAAUGCAAGCAAAGUUACGAACAUUGUACCAAUGCUUUGGUGUAUUUUAUUCAUCUGCUAAUGAAGGAAUAACAGUUCGUCAACUUUUAGCAACUUAUGGAUACAAUGUGGAGUCCUAUCCAUUCAGUGCAGUUGUUCCAGUUUACAUGCAAGACACGAAAAUGGUUAAUUACUUAAAAAGUGACAUGUUUAAGUCCCCAUGGGCUGAAAGUAUAGAAGUGGAAGAGUUCUUUAUGAAGACCUGUCAAACAUUGAAAACCUUUCUGGCCAAUCCUGUUCUGCAUCUUUGCUUUUUUAACCUAAUAUUAUGUAACUUAGCGGAUAAAUUUGGCAGCUCUCACAAUUUUCUUCCAGGAAAGCUGAAAACAAUCUUGUUCAAAGAAAUGUUGAUGAAGAGCCAAGACUCCAAUCUUGCCAAUCAUAGAUUCACCCAGCUAAUCUCAACAGUACAUGAUGUAGAAGAAUGUGCCAGGAUUCUAGAGAGAGCUACCCUCAUCAAAGAAACACAUAUUGAUCUACAGGAUAUUGAUGUUGUAAAUUUAGAGUGAUGGUUGAUUUGUUGAUGUGAAGAUUUAGAAUAUAAAAUAAGGGGAUAUUAACACAAAAUCAAAUAAACACUUUUUAAAAUUAA